GCUUCUCUCCCCUGAGUAGCUGAGAUUACAGGUUUCAACCACUGCACUUGACUGCCACCCUGUUUUGAUGGUUGGUUUGCUUGACUGUCUCCUCCACUGAACCUGACCAGGAUCAUGGUUUGGCCCCUGUCUGUUGCUUCCCACAGGGCUGAUACAUCUGUGUGCACACAUGCAGGUGAAGACAGCUGAGUGCUGGAGUGGGAAGACACACUGUCCCAGACGUGAAAUUCUUUCCUUAGGAUGGUUACUGAACAGGCCCAUCCAGGUGCUCAGAAUCAGUAGGGCACCUUUCCAACCAACACAUAGUCCCUCCCUGCUCCACACCUCUUUAGCCAGUAUCUUCAGGGAUGUGCCAGGCACAAGAAUUUGAGCAAAGUAUCUCAUGUACAUUUGAUACAUUGCCCUUCCUGAGCCCCAAGUGACCCAAUCAGGAUGGAAGCACACCUGGGUGUCUGAUAUUUUUACUUUGCAUCUUUCUAGAAAAGAGAAAGCACUGAAGUGAGCCAUCAGGCCUUUUACAGCCUCUGGGAUAGAAAGGCAACAGUAAGUGGCUUUCUGAGCUCCAAGGACUGUUAUCCUGAAAACGACUGCAGGUGAUACCAGCAUAGACACAGUAUUCAUCUGUGGAAGGAUAUUGCCAUAGGCCCACUUCUGCAGAGCCUCCUCCCAUGAAGAUGGCAUACAAAUGCCAAUUAUUGGUGUUGACUCCAGGCAAAGGCUGCCAUAUGGGAAUCUAUGAUUUCCACUUGCUUCUAGGAGCAUUUCUUCAGGCAUCCUGCUCAGAACAGCCUGUGUGGACUUGGUCUGCAGACCCUGACAGCCCUUUCAUCCUUUCCUGCUGCCUUGGGACAGCCUUGUUUGUGCACUGGGUCCUCCAAGCUGAUUCAGUCUGCAUCCUUUUACCAAAUGGACACAUGCGAGAUUAAAAAGCCCUCCAGAGGGAUGAGAGAAGGCAGGGGCAGGUGGGGUCCUAUGUCCUACCAUGUCCACAAAUGGGCAGUCCUCACCACAGCCUCAUGCUCAUGAGACCAGGCGUGGGCAGAAGCCUAACAACACAAGUAUAAGGGAGCAGCCAUUAGCACUAAUGAGGCAGGCGGCCUGAAAGCUUUUUACUCGGAAGCUGCUUGCCCACCCAGGGAACAGUCCGUCCGUUCAGCUCCCUUAGUUUCCAGGAACCCUGCGCAGAAAGGGAUUUGGGAACAGGAGAAGGGGGUGGGGAUCUUGGAGAAGCCUGGAGAGAGAAGAGGGAGGGAUGGCAGUCCAGAGAUGUAGGCAGAGGGCCUGUUUUUGGCUAGGUGAGCUUCUUCCACUCUUCUCUCCUCAAAGAAACCCAAGGUCUAGUUCUGUACCCCAUCCUUGUACCACAAUAGCCACUAGCCCAUCACUCCCUUCAAUGCCCUUGACCCAAGUUCCUGGAAACAAAGGAAACAACAUGCUUUAUAGGGGCUGAGUGAGCAUUUCCGGGGCCACAAAUUAAAUUAAACUCUCCUGGCCGCCUGCCUUGUUAUUGCUAAUGGCUCCAGCCCAGCGCAUCCCCUAGGUCCUGGUCCUAUGGAAAUUUUGGGAGCCUGGAUACCCUAUCUUGUUUCUAAAUAUUAAUUGGUUCCUGGAGGCCUCACCCAAAAUUGGAGAUGGCCACUCCUCUAGUAGAGUACCAAAGUCUUGAGUUCCAGUGAGUGAGCCUGAACUGUGCCCCCACCCUCUAAAGAGGGCCCCUCAUGCCUUAGCUGUAGGGUAGAGUCACGUGUGGGUCCUUCAUUAGACCCUGACAUAAAAGCUGAGGGAACAGUUGGCCAGGGACUCUCUAGGCAAGGACCAGCAAGCAGAGGUAAGUCCUCAGGUUGGGUGGAGAAUCCUACUUUCCAGACAUCUACAAGGUACUCCAAGGAUGAGGAAGGACUAAGUGGUGGGUUUUCCUAUGAGCCAGGCUAUGCUGACUGCAGUGCUGCUAAGCUGUGCCCUGCUGCUGGCAUUGCCAACCACGCUUGGGGCCCAAAUGGGAUUGGCACCCCUGGAGGGCAUCAGAAGGCCUGACCAGGCCCUGUUACCAGAGUUCCCAGGCUUAGGCCUGCAAGCUCUGCUGAAGAAGACGACUGCAGAACAAUCAGAAGAGGCUCUGCUACAGAAGGCAGAAGCUUUGGCGGAGGUAAGCACUCAGGGAAAGGGUCAGGCUGCAGAGGGGGCAUCAGGUACCACCCCUUCUCCCCACCUCUGGACCCCUUCAACAAGGGGCGACACAGCAGGGCACCCCUCCCUACACUCCAUUGCCAUCUUGCACAGCUUAGAGCAAGUGAGGUGCCUGAACCUGCCUUCAGAAGUUUGCGCUCACUCUCCUGUUCCCUUACCAAUGCAGAUGCUAGACCCGCAGAACCGUGAGCUCCGUUCCCCGCGCCGCUGUGUAAGGCUGCACGAGUCCUGCCUGGGACAGCAGGUACCAUGCUGUGACCCGUGCGCCACUUGCUACUGCCGCUUCUUCAAUGCCUUCUGCUACUGCCGCAAGCUGGGUACGGCCACCAACCCCUGCAGCCGCACCUAACAGGCUAACGUUUCAGCAAACGGGCAUACGAAUAAAGGAUGGGAUCAAU
Messenger RNA from Marmota flaviventris (yellow-bellied marmot), 2585 nucleotides. Lineage: Eukaryota; Metazoa; Chordata; Mammalia; Rodentia; Sciuridae. The record is from RefSeq and is a predicted model, not a curated record.